This is a messenger RNA of Drosophila mauritiana, 914 nucleotides long. RefSeq names its product prisilkin-39. The record is from RefSeq and is a predicted model, not a curated record. Bases 117 to 824 code for a protein of 235 amino acids. The transcript is spliced from 2 exons. NCBI's taxonomy places the organism in Eukaryota, Metazoa, Arthropoda, Insecta, Diptera, Drosophilidae.
AGUUGAUGACGUUCUGACCAAGAUUGGCGUGGUUCCGCUCGGCCUGCGAUCAUUAUUUGCAGGUGCCGAAGUCGGUCCGCAGUUGUAAAUCUCCACCAGACUGUUACGGUUACGAAAUGUAUCUACGCGCGGCUCUACUGAGCCUUCUCUUCCUGAUGGUCUCCGGUCAGAGGAGUAAGUCCCGGAGUGAACGUCCUCAAGGCAGAACCUUGGGACUAUUGACGCCCCUUUUACUGGGAGGUGGUGGACCGCUCUUCGAUGUUCCCCUGCCUGCAGGACCACCCAUCAGACCAGGUGGCGGAUCAUCGUCCGCAGCCGGAGGAGGCACCCAAUCGGACUCGUACUACGGCGGCAGUUAUCCUAGCUACGGAUACAGGCCCAACUACGGAUACGGAUAUCCCAACUAUGGUUAUAACUAUGGAUACCCGGGCUUGGGCUACGGCUAUGGCCAGAACUACUACAGACCCAGCUACUACAACUACGGUGGAUACCAGAGACCGCAGCCCUACUACGGUUACCGGCCUACUUAUAGCUCCAUUGGAGCUGCCGGAUCAGGCGGUUAUCCCUCAUAUAGCAGUUCAUCUGUCAUCUCAAGCUCUCCAACAAAUUCGGCCGUUGGUUCGGCAUCAGGAGCAGGAGCAGUAUCUGGUGGUGGAACCCCACAGCUAUCCACCGCUCAGCAAGCCCAGUUAGCCGGUAUCUUGGGUCAGGCUCUUGGCAGUAGUCUACGCCCUCUUCUCGCCAAUGGGGGCGGGGCAGCCGGAGCAACAGGAGCGGGGGCGAAUCCACAAGCGCUGAGCGGUCUACUCAGUCUACUUGGCUAGGCCAUAAGUAGAUCAGUAUUAAGUAAUAGAUAGAAAUAUUUUUGACAACUUAUCGGUUCGAUAAUCAAACUAUAUGCUAAAAUCUAUCAU